Molecule: messenger RNA, 3205 nt
Organism: Theobroma umbraticum
Lineage: Eukaryota; Viridiplantae; Streptophyta; Magnoliopsida; Malvales; Malvaceae
Product: Pre-mRNA cleavage complex II protein family
Biological process (GO): cleavage in ITS2 between 5.8S rRNA and LSU-rRNA of tricistronic rRNA transcript (SSU-rRNA, 5.8S rRNA, LSU-rRNA)
Cellular component (GO): nucleus
Molecular function (GO): polynucleotide 5'-hydroxyl-kinase activity
Source: RefSeq, a predicted model, not a curated record
AAUCAUAUUUCUUAUUUAAAACUUGUAAAUAUGCUUAACUCGUUUAAAAUAUGUUUAAUUAAUCAUGUUAUCGUGUAUCUAUAUAAUUCGUGACCUGUUUAUUAUUUAUUUAAUUAAUUAUCUACUUAACACGUUUAUAUCCCCAUAUAAAUACUUUAUUUUAUUGUGGUUGUUGAUGGUUUUGAUGGAUUUUUAUUAUGGUUGAUCAUGAUGGCUGAGCUUAUUAUACUCUAUGAAUAUUAUUGUUUUUAUAAUUAUUAGCUUUAAAUUUGAAUGAUAAAAUAUUAUUUCAUUGUUAAUUAUUUGUAGUUUAGUUUAAUCUUGUUAAUUUUAUUAAUUGUGUUAAUUGUUUAAAUAGAUUGUGAAUUGUGUCGUAUUAUAUAAAACUUAAGUGAAUUUAUUUAAUAAACAUGUUGAGUAUGUCAUGUCGUAUAAUAUUACAUAUUUAAUAAAUAUAUCCGUAUUCCUAUUUGAAUUUAUAUUUCAUACAAUGAUAGUGUAUAGAAAGCAUUUACAAACUGUCAGCUUAUCACAAAGUGCCACUUCACUAAUAAAUAAAGAUAACAAAUUUUAAGAUUUCAAAAAUAAAUAUAAAAAAAAUUUAAGAUUUAAUAGAAUAAAAAACCCAAAUUUUUUUUACUCCCUUUAAAAUGUCCUCCACAAGUCUCUCUAUACUUGGUAUAUGUUAUGCUUGAAAUUUAUUUAUGCUCAACUGUUAAAGAUUGUGGAGAGAAUAUAUUUGUUUACUUUUUUUUUAUAUAAAUAUUUUUUACAAUUUUUUAUAAAGAUUUCACUGGAAAUCCAAUCCUCACACAUAUAGCAUUUCUAUGUGCAUAUAAACAUACAUAACUUAUGUCUAGUAUAUAAGAAAAAGCAUGUAAAAUUUCUAAUGGUCACACGAAUUAAUCAAAAUGAAAAUCAUGUGUAUACGGUGUUGUUAAAUUAAAAUAAUUAAAUUAAUUAAUGAAUUCUUUUAUUAUAAAAUAAAUAAAAAAUUCAUUAAAUAUUAAAAAAUUUUAAUAUUUAUUUUUAUUUAUUAAUGAAUAAAGUGUCGCUUCAUGGUAAACAGACAAUAUAUAACUUUCACACCCUUUCUGUGCCUCAAAUGUAAAUUUUUUAAAAAUUUAUAACAAAAGGCCAAGUGCCCUUUUAUAAAAAUUUUGCUUGUCAUCGGGAAAGCACACUUCAAUCAGACUAAAGGCAGGAUCUGGGCUGAUCCGACCCGCUUCCUGGCGUCGGCCCUUUUUUUUUCCUCUCCUCCAGCUUACGAUGCCGUUUAGGACCCCCUGUAAAUACCCUAAAACCCCGAUCUCUCACUAAAAACCCUAACCUUUCUCGGCCAUCCCUCCUGUCGCCGCCGUUCCGCCUGCCGACCGGUGGGAGAAAACCACUCUUUCUUUCUCUCUCUCUCUCUCUCCUCUAUCUUUCUGGUGGCGGUCUCCGUCGCCGUCGCCUUCAUAACAGGAACCAUUCAGUAACUUUGAAAAAAAAUUUGUGAACGGAGAGUUUGACUGGGUAAGAGUUCCUUUUUUGUUUUGUUUCCUCCCACAAUGGAUUCUAAAUUGGAAUCUGGAAGUUCAACGGCAAACAUAUACAUACCAGAAGAGUGGUCGGAGGCUGCAGACUCCAUAGCCUAUGAUUCAGUAACUUCGCCACCUCCUAUUGCUUUCAUCUGUGGUGCUAAAAACUCUGGAAAAACCACUUUCUCUCGUCUCCUCCUUAACAUUCUUCUCCAAAGGUACCAAAAAGUAGCUUAUUUGGACACAGAUGUUGGGCAGCCUGAGUUCACUGCUCCAGGUUUCCUGUCCCUUACGGUUGUUGACAAACUAACCCCAGAUUUGGCAAUCCCAUGCUUGAAGACGCCUGAGAGGUGUUUUUUCUUUGGUGACAUUUCUUCAAAAAGGGACCCAUCAGGAUACUUGAAAUAUGCAUUUACCCUCUAUGAUUACUAUCGAAAGGAAUACUGCAUGUUUGACGAGAGUGAACAUGCUGGUAGGACUGAAUUGCCUCUUGUUGUCAAUACCCCUGGAUGGGUGAAAGGUAUUGGUUAUGAGAUAUUGGUGGAUAUGCUGAAAUACAUUUCUCCUACUCAUGUUGUUAAGAUAAACAUAUCUGUUGGGAGUAAGAAUCUGCCAGGUGGAGCAUUCUGGUUGGAUGGUGACUCUGAUGGGAUGGCUAAUAUCGUAGAGAUUAAAUCAGCUCACCAGGACUCCUUAAAUAGAUCAGUUCUAGUACAGAAGGAUGCUAGCCUUCUGCGGGAUUUGCGGAUAAUGGCUUAUUUCAGGCAGAUUUUUUCUAAUGACAAGCCUAUUACUACAAUCAAAGAACUUGCAUAUGCACUUGCUUCUCAUUUUCCUUAUGAAGUUCCAAUAUCAAGUAUCAAAAUCAGACAUCUUCAUUGCCAGGUCCCAAGCACUGAAAUUUUCUACAGUUUGAAUGCAACUAUUGUUGGCUUGGCUGUUAGUUCAGAGGAGUCUGAAAGUUUACCCUGGUGUGUUGGUCUUGGAAUUGUGAGAGGAAUUGACAUGUUCAAAGGUUUGCUCUAUUUGAUCACUCCUGUUCCUCAGAGCACUCUGGAGAAGGUCAAUCUUUUGCUGCAGGGCUAUAUUCAAAUUCCUACUUGCUUGUUGCAGGUCAAGGGAUGCAGAUCACCUUAUGUAUCUUCAAAUGUUCUGCCUACAAGCUAACCGGAUACUUCUACUAACCUGAAGUCAUUUUCAUGAAGUGUCUGUCAUCAGUCUUCAACUAAUUAAUAUUCCAAGCUUGCUUAUAUGGGCACUGUUGUCAUAGGGCAGUGGCCAGUUUAUGUCAUUAGCUGUCUUCUAUAUUUGGGUUGAACUAACAGGGAAUUAGCUCUCAUAGUUUUUUCACUCUUGAAAAUUUGACAAGAUACCACAUAAUACUUGCACUAUGUUUGGUAGGAGGGUAAGAUGGAGGUCCUUCCUUUUUUCUUUCCUCACUUUUUGCCUUGUAUUUUCCUUCAUUCCUACCAAACAUACUAUAAGGGGGCAGUGGAUAUCUUGUAUAGAAAGAUAUACAUGCUAAUUGCUGUAUUCAUGCAUAUCUACCAAAGUUUCUACCAAACAUACUAAAUGUCAAACACAUUCAUAUCUUUAUGAAAAGUUGGGCUCUUCUUACUGAUUCAUACUGUAAGGGGGCUGUAAUUAUUUGAGUAUGAUAUCAGUAUGCAAAGCUGGUUUAUGGA